AUGGAGGAGGAGGUGGUGGAAGCUCUUCGAUUUGGCGGCAGAGACGGGCGGAUUGCGGCAGCGAGGGAGGUUGCUAAGUUUAGUAGUAAGCAAAGACGGGGUGUGGCUGAAAAGGGAGUUUUUUCACCAUUGGUUUUGAUGCUCUGUGAGAAAGACUAUGAAGCCACUGAAGCUGCACUCUUUGCUCUGCUUAGUCUGGCCUUUGGAAGUGAAAGAAACAAGAUUCGCAUUGCAAAAUCUGGUGCAAUACCAGAGAUUUUAAAGAUUAUUCAAUGCCAAAUCGAACCAUUGCUUGACCUAGCAGCAGCAGCCCUCUUGAUCCUCUCUUCUUGCACACAAAACAAGCUAGAAGUUGCAGCAUCUGGAGCGAUUCAACUUCUUAUUAAUCUCCUAAAUUUAAACUGUGAAAAUAUAAGUAUGCAGGCAAAGCUUGAUUUCGUAUCAACUCUCCACAAUCUUUCAGCAUGCCCACAAACUGUUGGACAAAUUGCCCGUUCGGGUUGUGCAGCAUCCGUGCUUCAGCUUGUCUAUGGCUUAGAAAAAUCAUCAGAUUUGGUGGAGAAAAUUAUGGGUUUGCUUGACGAGAUUGUUUCUUCAUCAGAUAUUGCUCUGAAGGAGACUGCAGAAACCGGAGGCUCGAUCCCGGCACUGGUGGAGGCUAUGGAGGAUGGAUCAGCACAAUGCAAAGAACAUGCAGUGGGAAUUCUUCUAGUUAUAUGCCAGAAUUAUAGAGAUGGAUACAGAGGGAUUAUUUUGAGAGAAGGUGUUGUGCCUGGGCUUCUUCAGUUAAGUGUUGAUGGGACAUGGAGGGGUAAAGAAAAGGCCAAAGAAUUGCUUCUGCUUUUAAGAGAUUGCUCAAAUUGUGGAUCAAAAGGUAAACAAUCAAAAAAUGUGCUGUUGGAGAAGGUUAUGAGGAAGAUAGAUAGAGGAGAAAGAGGUGGAACCUCACUCGAGUUGGUCGAGGAGAUGAUUGCAAAACUUAGGACAUGA
Messenger RNA from Fraxinus pennsylvanica, 990 nucleotides. The record is from the annotation of a GenBank genome assembly. Lineage: Eukaryota; Viridiplantae; Streptophyta; Magnoliopsida; Lamiales; Oleaceae.